Messenger RNA from Thalassophryne amazonica, 1360 nucleotides. It is a transcript of the gene nr2e1, whose product is annotated as nuclear receptor subfamily 2, group E, member 1. The record is from RefSeq and is a predicted model, not a curated record. Gene Ontology annotation, molecular function: RNA polymerase II cis-regulatory region sequence-specific DNA binding; zinc ion binding; nuclear receptor activity. Bases 48 to 1238 code for a protein of 396 amino acids. NCBI's taxonomy places the organism in Eukaryota, Metazoa, Chordata, Actinopteri, Batrachoidiformes, Batrachoididae. Gene Ontology annotation, biological process: negative regulation of transcription by RNA polymerase II; cell differentiation; anatomical structure development. The transcript has 9 exons.
AAAAAAUCCAUAAAAAAAACUUUUAUUUUAAAAGUUCAACAUCCAGGAUGAGCAAAGCCGCCGGAUCAACAAGUGGCUGCUUGGAUAUUCUCAGCGUCAAAUCAAGUCGGAUUUUGGACAUCCCCUGUAAAGUGUGCGGCGACCGCAGUUCGGGGAAGCACUACGGCGUUUACGCGUGCGACGGCUGCUCGGGAUUCUUCAAGAGGAGCAUCCGUAGGAACAGGACGUACGUUUGUAAAGCGGGCUCUCAGGGUGUAUGUCCUGUGGAUAAAACGCACAGGAACCAGUGCCGAGCGUGCCGCUUGAAAAAGUGUCUGGAGGUGAACAUGAACAAAGACGCCGUUCAGCACGAGAGGGGGCCCCGGACCUCCACCAUCCGCAAACAGGUCGCCCUCUAUUUCCGAGGCCACAAAGAAGUGAACGGGUCAUCCACCCAUUUCCCAGGAUCCUCUCUGCCUGGACCUCCCUUCUUCACCGCCGUCACACAGCUGGAACCUCACAACCUGGAGCUGAGCUCAGUGGCCACGACACCCGAGAGACAAGCUAUAGUGGGUUUGGCGCAGCCCACACCAAAGUAUCCUCAUGAGGUCAGCGGCACACCAAUGUACCUCUAUGAGGUUGCGUCAGAUUCCGUGUGCGAGUCAGCAGCACGCCUCCUCUUCAUGAGCAUCAAGUGGGCAAAGAGUGUGACUGCAUUCUCCACACUUCCCUUGACUGACCAGCUGAUCCUGUUGGAGGAUGCCUGGCGAGAAUUAUUUGUUCUGGGUAUUGCACAGUGGGCCAUUCCUGUGGACUCCACUACCCUUCUUGCCGUUUCAGGAAUGAACAGUGAAAAUACUGAUCCUCAGCGGAUGAAUAAGAUCAUGUCUGAGAUACAAGCACUUCAGGAAGUGGUCACCCUGUUCACGCAGAUGCGUCUUGAUGCAACAGAGUUUGCUUGUUUGAAAUGUAUCGUGACAUUCCAGGCUGUUCUGACACAUGGCAUCGCCGAAUUGAGAAGGUUCCGCAACCCCAGUGCAAUUGCUUCCCUACAAGACGAGGCACAGCUUACGCUCAACAACUACAUCCAAGCCAGGUACCCAACUCAGCCCUAUCGCUUUGGCAAGCUGCUCCUUCUCUUGCCGGGGCUUCGCUCGGUCAGUCCGUCGACCAUAGAGGAGGUGUUUUUCAAGAAGACCAUUGGCGACGUGCCUAUCACCAGGCUUCUCUCCAACAUGUACAAGUCCAAUGAUAUAUGAAUUUCAGCCACUGGAAGGACAUUGAGGGAAAGGCCAAACAGAAAACCAACCAUUCAACUGAAACAACAGCAGAUGUAAACAUGGCUGGAUUAACUUUUUUUUUCUGAUUACAAAAUCUUCAA